Arabidopsis thaliana (thale cress) is the source of this 1372-nucleotide messenger RNA. RefSeq lists its product as uncharacterized. NCBI's taxonomy places the organism in Eukaryota, Viridiplantae, Streptophyta, Magnoliopsida, Brassicales, Brassicaceae. The record is from RefSeq and is marked reviewed. The coding region runs from base 500 to 1012 and encodes 170 amino acids. The transcript has a single exon.
UUUGGGUAAGGCAACAACAACGUAACGUCUUGUACUCUCUAAUUAUACAACACUUUUGUUUUUAAUUAUACAACUUUUUUGAUGAACACAAAAAACCUAACUGACCGAGCAUGUGUCCUGCAACGUACGUACCGAAUUUUAAACCAAUUAAUAAUAACGUUCAGAAAUUAGAAAACGACAUUUGAAAUCCCAAAAAAUAUAAAACCAAAUAAAAAUAAAAACCAGAAAAAAAAAGAACUAGGAAAAAAAAAAGUGAAAGAUCUGUGAUGCCCAAACUAUUCGUUAUACACGCGCCAAAGUCUGCGUCUGAAAUCACUCGCUUUCUCUUUCGUUACCGACUUUUAUAUCUGCUUCUCUUUAUAUCUUCUCUCCACUAUAAAAUCUCGUGUUUCCCCUUCUUCCGAUUCUGUACCCAUAUCUCACGCUUAAUUACAGUAUUGCCACUCAUUAAAACCGUACCAUCUUAACCAAAGCGAUAACCCGUACCACCGGUUCAGCUAUGGAGGAUUUAUUGGAGGAGAGGCUAACUCGGACUGACUCUGUCGGGAAUAAACGAGUCAGAGACGGGUUAGACCUCGACUCGCCGGACGUGAAGCGGUUAAGAGAUGAUUUGUUCGAUGACUCGGGGCUUGACCCAGUGAGUCAAGAUCUUGACUCGGUGAUGAAGAGUUUCGAGAAUGAGUUAUCGACAACGACGGCGGCGCUAAGCUCCGGUGAAACUCAGCCGGAUCUUGGAUACCUUUUCGAAGCUUCUGAUGACGAGCUGGGUUUGCCACCGCCGCUUACGCCACCGCAAACGCUUCUUCCUCCGUCGUGUGAGGAAACGGUGACGGAAUUGGUACGAGCCUCGUCGGAUUCAUCAGAGGUUGGAGAGUUAUGUGGGUUUGAGGAUCAUGUUACGGAGUUCGGACCUUGCGAUCUUGGUGAUGAUGGGCUUUUCGAAUAUUUCGAUGGGUGUUUAGAUUCCGGCGAUUUGUUUUCAUGGCGGCCGGAGUUUUUACCGGCGGAGUAACAACAUACCGGACCUUUUUAAAAAAGCGGGCUACGAACGGUGACGUUUUGUUAAGCGUUUUGCCUCGCUUUUUCUUUUUUCUUUUUUUUCCCUCUAUUAUUGGAUAAUAGGUAUUAGGAUCUAUAUAUUUUGUUAAGUUAUUAGGAUUAGAAAAAUCAAAAUGUUUUUAGUAGGAGUAAGUGGUUUAGAUUAGUUUGUAAGAACUUUUUUCUCUUCAGGAACUGUUAAUCUUUAAUCGCCUUUAUCAUUUCGUUAGCUUUUGUGUUAAUGUUACAAUCUUAUAUGAUCAUGGAUGUAUUCGGUAUUCCAGAGAUCAGAAUUAUUAAAAAGAUUUUCAUAUCAGAAUCUGAAAUUAUUGUU